CGGCACUGGUAUGUGAAACCAAAUCACUGGCAAGUUAUAGAUAGACGCAGAAUAUUCAGCAUCCCCAGCCAAAACCGAAGUCCAAAUCCAAUGUUCGUCUGUCUCUGUCCCAGCGCUCUCUCGCUGCAGUCUAGUUUUUUGUUUUUACUUUUCUUUUGUGGAGACUUUUGAUCGAGCCUGCAUUUAUUCUAGUAGGAGUUGUGCAAACAGCUAAAAUAUAAAGCGAGAGAUCUCCUCCAAGUCAUGGUACAAGCUAUAGGUUGAAGGUUACCGUACAGAAGUUCCCUGGUUUUAAUACGUUGAGAGGAGUGAAGUGGACCUCAAAUGCUGCCUGAGAGCAUACAGCCAGAAUGAUUGAAGACUGUGGGAAAAGGGGGAAUAACAUGGCAGACAGAAGGCAGCUGUUUGCAGAAAUGCGGGCUCAAGAUCUGGAUCGUAUUCGCUUAUCUACGUAUAGAACGGCUUGUAAAAUUCGAUUUGUACAGAAGAAAUGCAAUUUGCACCUGGUAGAUAUAUGGAAUAUUAUUGAAGUGCUUCGGGAAAAUUCACUAAACAACCUGGAUCCUAAUGUAGAACUGAACAUGGCACGUCUGGAGGCUGUCCUAUCAACAAUAUUUUACCAGCUCAAUAAGCGGAUGCCAACAACCCACCAAAUCAAAGUAGAAGAGUCUAUCAGCUUGUUGUUAAACUUCUUGUUGGCUGCCUAUGACCCGGAAGGACAUGGCAAGAUCACAGUGUUUUCUGUCAAAAUGGCACUGGCCACACUAUGUGGAGGAAAAAUCAUGGACAAAUUGAGGUAUAUUUUCUCACUGAUCUCUGAUUCUAGUGGUGUCAUGGUAUACCAGAAGUAUGACCAGUUUCUGAAGGAGGUGCUGAAACUGCCAACUGCUGUGUUUGAAGGACCAUCAUUUGGUUACACAGAGCAAUCUGCAAGAUCUUGCUUCUCACAGCAGUAUGGAAUGGAACAUGGACCUCAGAUACAGAAAAAAGUUAGCUUAAAUUCAUUCUUGGACACACUUAUGUCUGAUCCACCACCUCAGUGUCUUGUCUGGUUACCUCUUCUGCAUCGACUGGCGAAUGUAGAAAAUGUCUUCCACCCCGUCGAGUGUUCCUUUUGCCACAGUGAGAGUAUGAUGGGUUUCCGCUAUCGCUGCCAGCAGUGUCACAAUUACCAGCUCUGUCAGGACUGCUUCUGGAGGGGGCACGCCAGUGGUUCCCAUAGCAACCAACACCAAAUGAAAGAGUAUACGUCAUGGAAAUCCCCUGCAAAGAAGCUCACUAAUGCACUAAGCAAGUCUUUAAGCUGUGCUUCCAGCCGUGAGCCUCUGCAUCCUAUGUUUCCCGAUCAGCCUGAAAAGCCUUUAAACCUGGCUCAUAUUGUGCCUCCAAGACCAGUUACCAGCAUGAAUGACACUAUAUUUUCUCACUCCGUUCCCUCAGGAAGCCCUUUCACUAACAAAAUCUCUACUCAAAAGACCUCAGAAACUGAGCAGAGCAGACAGCUGGCUAUGGCUGCUCCAACUUUACUUAAAGGCAAAGGGUUACAGUACAGCCUGGAUGUGGCAGACAGGCUGGCUGAUGAACAUGUUCUCAUCGGGGUAUAUACCAAUAUGCUGCAGAACAACCUUUCACGAAUGCUUGACAGUCCCAGCCGCCUAGAUGAAGAACAUAGAUUGAUCGCCAGAUAUGCAGCGAGGCUGGCAGCCGAGACCACUUCAUCACAGAGUCAGCAGAGAGGCCCAGACAUCUCCUUUACGAUCGAUGCCAAUAAGCAGCAGCGACAGCUUAUUGCAGAGCUGGAAAAUAAAAACAGAGAAAUAUUGCAGGAAAUACAGAGGCUGAGAAUUGAACAUGAACAGGCCUCUCAGCCCACACCAGAAAAAGCACAACAGAACCCCACUUUACUGGCAGAACUCCGACUGCUCAGACAGCGAAAAGAUGAACUUGAGCAGAGGAUGUCCGCCUUACAAGAAAGCAGGAGGGAGCUGAUGGUACAGCUCGAAGGGCUCAUGAAACUUUUAAAGGAACAAGAGCUGAGACAUGCAUCUCAGGGGGCAGGCUCUCCUCGCUCUUCUCCCAGUCAUACCAUCAGCAGACCUAUCCCAAUGCCUAUAAGAUCUGCAUCAGCUUGCUCAACCCCAACACACACUCCUCAGGACUCUCUUACAGGGGUUGGUGGAGAUGUGCAAGAAGCAUUUGCUCAGAGUGCAAGAAGAAAUCUGCGCAACGAUUUGUUGGUGGCGGCUGAUUCCAUAACCAACACUAUGUCUUCUCUAGUGAAGGAGCUCAAGUCAGAUGCGGGAAAUGAAGCAGAAGGCAAUGUGAAUGCAGAGUACGGGAGGGUUCACUUUGAGGACCUGGUACCAUCUCCAACCUCAGAGAAAGCUUUCCUUGCUCAGAUUCAUGCCAGAAAACCAACAUACAACCAUAAUUCUUCAGCUGCUGGAAAUAUUCGUGCAGAUAUGGUCCCAGAAGAUCCAUAUAACAGACAUGAAGAUGAAACCUAUGAGAACGACUCUGUGCGCCAACUUGAAAAUGAACUGAAGAUGGAAGAGUAUCUCAAACAAAAGCUGCAGGAUGAAGCCUACCAGAAAAGCUGUAGUGUGGAGAAGAUGCACAUACUGUAGCAUGAGAAGUCUUGGUUGUCAACCAUCAAUCCGGCAGGAAAAACGCAGGUUGACCUCACCGGCUGCAUCUUCUAGUACAAAGACCCCCAUCAGAGUCCACCGGAAUGUAGCACAGCACAUUUGUUCUGAACCGUGUAGUUUGUAGGUGUGUGUUUUAACUAUUACAUUACAAACAAAAAAAUAUUUCAACUUAAAUCAUAAUUAGCAUUUUUUUUUUUAAUAUAGCCAUUUGUACACUCUGUCAUACAUUCGUCGUCAUAGAUCGGAUACACAUACGAGCUGCUGGUGCAGUCUCGUCUUUGAAAACUGAAGUCUCCCUAACUUCCAAGGGGAAGGGGGAAAAGUAUUCAGACAGACCUGCCAAUGCACUGACUAUAUCAACCAGGUGUAUGCAAACGUCUUCUCUGUCACUGGCCAAACUACCAGAGGAGAUCCUCUCCAUCACCACGUUGUGGUCGACCAUAGAAGCCAAUGAUUUGUAUAAUAUCAGCUGCUACUACUAUUUGUCUGAGUGCCUUAGUUCCAUUUGAACCUACUCAGCCACUUAUCUAGUAGCAGUAUCUAGGCAAGCCGCGCCGCUGCGUUGUGAACCAUUGUGCAGUGCAUCGUUUUGCUGCAAAAUACCGGUAGCCCUUUUUUAUUUGGUAAGCCGGGCUUCCUUCAGUGUACUCUGAGCGCUAGACAACCUGAGAACACUAGGGUACUGCCUCCAGCACCCUGCCAUGCACAUGGAUGGUAAUCACUUUUUAGUUCAUUCUCCUGCAGC
Molecule: messenger RNA, 3393 nt
Organism: Bufo bufo (common toad)
Lineage: Eukaryota; Metazoa; Chordata; Amphibia; Anura; Bufonidae
Gene: DTNA
Product: dystrobrevin alpha
Exons: 24
Coding region: 351-2627 (758 amino acids)
Biological process (GO): synaptic signaling
Cellular component (GO): plasma membrane; synapse
Molecular function (GO): zinc ion binding
Source: RefSeq, a predicted model, not a curated record